AAAAAUAAAGAAAAAACUGGCGAUUUGAUCAUUAUUGUCCUGUUAAAAUUCAGCAUUUGUGUUUAUUAUAACUCUUAAGAUGCAAGGGAAUCACACUUAUUUAACAUUUAUUCAGAAGCAAUUAUAUUUCAGGGUAAAAAAGUGUUAACUUCGGGCUGCUAAUGUGAAUUGUGGUCUACGGAUAUGUGGAGAAAACAAAUUGCACAGCAAUGAAUAUUCUUACCAGGAUCUUAUGAAAUUUUUCUUCAGUGUUGUCAUAGACUCUUCUGGAGAAAAGAAUCUGUGAAAUUAUGUGAAAAGAGACCAUUUUUCAAAACAAUGGGGGAAGAAGCAAGAAGUCCAGGUACUGAUCAAGAAAGAACGGCAGGCAAACACCAUUAUUCUUACUAUUCUUCUGAUUUUGGAACUACACCACAGUCCUCUGGCCAGUCAUCACUGGUUGAUUCUUCUCCCCCUACAAGUAUUAGGGGAAAAAAUCCUAAAAGACAGACUUCAGAUAGCCAAGUGUAUCACCAAGCCCCUAGGAAACCAAGCCCUAAGGGUCUACCAAACAGAAAGGGAGUCAGAGUGGGAUUUCGCUCCCAGAGCCUCAACAGAGAGCCACUUCGGAAAGAUACUGAUUUUGUUACAAAACGGGUUCUUUCUGCAAGACUGCUAAAAAUCAAUGAAUUGCAGAAUGAAGUAUCUGAACUCCAGGUCAAGUUAGCUGAGCUGCUAAAAGAAAAUAAAUCUUUGAAAAGGCUUCAGUACAGACAGGAGAAAGCCCUGAAUAAGUAUGAAGAUGCAGAAAAUGAAAUCUCACAACUUAUAGUUCGCCAUAACAAUGAGAUUACAGCACUCAAAGAACGCUUAAGAAAAUCUCAAGAGAAAGAACGGGCAACUGAGAAAAGGGUGAAAGAUACAGAAAGUGAACUAUUUAGGACAAAAUUUUCCUUACAGAAACUGAAAAAGAUCUCUGAAGCCAGACAUCUACCUGAACGAGAUGAUUUGGCAAAGAAACUAGUUUCAGCAGAGUUAAAGUUAGAUGACACUGAGAGGAGAAUUAAGGAACUAUCAAAAAACCUUGAGCUGAGUACUAACAGUUUCCAACGACAGUUGCUUGCUGAAAGGAAAAGGGCAUAUGAGGCUCAUGAUGAAAAUAAAGUUCUUCAAAAGGAGCUACAACAACUGUAUCACAAAUUAAAAGAAAAGGAGAGAGAACUGGAUAUAAAAAACAUAUAUUCUAAUCGUCUACCAAAGUGUUCUCCAAAGAAGGAAAAAGAACUUAUAUCAAGAAAAAAUGCUGCAUGCCAGAGUGAUUUUACAGACCUGUGUACAAAAGGAGUACAAACCAUUGAAGACUUAGAAGUGGAAGGAUUUCCUAUAGCACCACAAACAAUUAUGUAUUAUGAAAACAAGUGGGAAGAACCAGAACGUCUUACUUUGGACCUGGAACCCCAAGAGCAAGAUAACCAUGGAGAAGCAGGGAUGCUAAAUCCAAUUGUGGAAAGAGAAGAAAAAUCCAUUAAAGAUCAAGGACUCCAUAUUGUAAAACAGGAGAUUGAGAAGCUGGAGGAUGAAUGGGAAAGAGAAGAACUUGAUAAAAAGCAAAAAGAAAAGACAUCUUUACUGGAGAGAGAAGAAAAUCCAGAGUUGGAAACUGGAAGGUAUCAAAUGGAAAUGUAUCAAAUUCAAAAUAUUGAUGAUAAAUUGCAAGAAGAGGAAGAAGAAAGACUGAAGAGGGAAAUGCUACUUGCUAAACUAAAUGAAAUCAGCAGAGAAGUCCAAGAUUCUCAGAGUCUAAAAUGUCCUUCUUUGCCAUUGCUACCUCAUUUGGAAUCAAAAUUGCAUUCCCCAGAGAAAAGCCCCAAAACAUACAUGUUCUCUGAGUCUUCUGAAAGAUUAUUUAAUGGGUAUCAUUUGCAAGAUACUCGUUUUUUAACUCCAAAAGGAGAGGGUCAGCAUCCAGGAAAUAUUAGAAGUCCAACUUCUCCAAAUGAGUUUGUAUUUGGUAGCUAUGUGCCUUCAUUUGCAAAAACAUCAGAAAAGUCAACUCUAUUCAGCCAUAAAAGUGGUGAUUUGGAUUUCCAAAAAAACAAUACAGAAAAACUUAGUAAAGACAGUGUAGAUUUAUUUACAAGAAAAGAGAAAAAAGCUAAUCUGAUGGAACAGCUAUUUGGUGCCAGUGGCAGCAGCACCAUUUCUUCCAAAAGCAGUGACCCAAAUUCUCUGGCUGCCAGCAAAGGAGACUUUGACCCUCUAAAUUUUCUCCCUGGGGAUAAAAGCAGCAGGGAUAGAGACCAUGAUGAAGAUGAAGACUUUUUCCUCAGUGAAGGAAGAAGUUUUAAUUCAAAUAGACACCGAUUAAAACAUGCAAAUAAUAAACCAGCAGUAAAAGCAGUUGAUUCUGUAGAAGAUGAAAUUGAAGAAGUAGCACUGAGAUGACUUACUAGAAAAAUUGACAUCCCCAAUUGUAAAUAUUAAGAUAUUUUAAUAUAGUAUUUAUUAUAAACAUUGACUUUUUAAUGUUAAAAAAGUCCUUGUUAAGGAAUGAUUUUUAAUAGCUAAAUACAAUGUAAUCAAAAAGAAGUAGAUCACAUACACACCACAUAGCUAGUUUGCCAAGAAUGAAGGAGACUUUUUUUGAAUGAAAUCAAAAAUAGAGAUUUAUCUUACUUUCUUUUGGCUUUUUACUUACAAAUAGCUUUUACCUCUUCAACUGGCUCUAUGGGAAGUUUUACUUCAUUGGAGGUUGUAUUCAUUUCCUACUUUUCUCUCUAUUUAUGUAUUUAUUUUUGAUCAUACUUUCACUGAGCUAAAUACAGCCUUCCCACUGAUUGCCAAAUGGAAAUUCAAGGUGAUAGGCUCUGUGUUGAGCAGUGCAGCUCCCAGGUGGUGGAGAACCACUGCUACUCAGGAGCCCUGCCUUUUAGGGGUAGGGGCAAGGCUGAGCUACUCUUGAGUGGUAGUAGUCACAACAUUGGGAUUUCCUAUUCCUCCGGAAGUCCCCACAGUUAAACACGACUCAUUUUCUAAUUACAAGUUUCCUGAAAUCACUUACCUACAACUCUGUGAGAAUAUUAGAUUGAAUUCAGAAAACAUUUCUCUGUUUACAUGGACAGUUCCUCUGUGGGUCCUUCUGUGAGUGGUGCCUCACAGAGGCUUGGGUACAAUGUAAUUUCUCUCCUUGUUCUCCUGUACUCUUUGUGUCUCAGUGACUCGGUGUAAGAUUUCAUACCAAAUAUAAGGAAUAGAAGAAACCUUAUCCCAAUAUAGAAAGAUUUUCAACUCAAUUAUGUUUCUAGAGUAAUGUAAUAUGGAAAUUAUAAUAUGUACUUCUAAGAUUUGAACUUGCCUUGAAACAAAGGAGACAGCAAUAAUGUAAUACUAUUGGACUUAUAGGAUUAGUUUUAAAGUAACUUUGGAUAAAAGUUUUUUAGGGAUGGGGCUUCUGCCUUGUUGAAUAGAGUGGACAGUUUUCUGUUGAAAUGCGUUGGUCUCCUUUUGGCUAUUUGUAGUUCACCUCAACUGCAGAGAAGUUGAUGACCUUGGAUUAUGCAGGGUAUGAUUGGUCUUUAAGAAGCAGUAACACAUCACCAACCAAGGCAAAACACUAUUAAAAUGUAGAGACGCAGAAACUGUGUUGGGAAGAAUAAAAAAUUUAGGUUGGCACUUAUUCUAAAGUGAACUGUUUUUUUUUUUCAAGAAUUUACUGUGUAUUUGCUCGUAGUAUGAUUUCUGAUGCCAAGCAUACAUACUGAUGAGGGGGCAGAGUUACUGUCUUACCCUGAGUUCUUAUAAAUUCUUAUACUUAGAAAAUACGUAGUAGAAACAAGACCUGCAGGGUUAAUUUUUAUUUCAUUAUUCACCUUUUUUUUAUCUUCCAGUAUUUUUAGUUGAAGUAGAUGAAUUUCAUGACUGUCAGACAAGACUGACUUACUUGGUUAGGUCUCUAAUUAAAAGAUGUACCACUUACCAUCUUCAUCUUCUGUAUUGUGUCCUUGUCAUUUACUGGGAACAGAAUCUCCCACAAGUACUAAACUAUAUUAAAAAGUUUUCUUAAUAAAAAGAUUUUUAUGCUUGAUAUAAGCAAGCAUUUACUAUGUUGUAAAUCAUUCUAAUAUAUGUAAAACACAAUAGUUAUAAUGCAUUUUUUGAUGAAAUAUUAUGUUAAUUUUGUUCAUAACUGCUAAUUUUUCUGCCAAAAGUAUUCUAAUUUUUAGAUUGUUUUAAAGUCUUUUUAAAAGUAAGUUUUUGGUAAGGUUUUUGAUUCAGGUCAUUUUAAUUAGUCUCUUGCUUUUUUCCUGUCUGAUGGUCUCUUCAGCCAGAUGCAACAAGACAGAAUUAUUAAAAUUAAACCUAAAAUUAAGUUAUAGACUUAAAAGCAUUAUGGUGUUAAGCAUUAAAAUUGGAGGUUAAAAUGUACAAAACAGGUUUUUCCUUAGGAACAAACCUUAGAGAGUGAAUCUUUUUUUUCCUAAAUGUCGAGUUAAAUUUAUUUGUAUUCAGAACUCUUAUUAAUAAAAAUUAAAAA
Lemur catta (Ring-tailed lemur) is the source of this 4513-nucleotide messenger RNA. It is a transcript of the gene LCA5, whose product is annotated as lebercilin LCA5. NCBI's taxonomy places the organism in Eukaryota, Metazoa, Chordata, Mammalia, Primates, Lemuridae. Gene Ontology annotation, cellular component: axoneme. The transcript has 8 exons. The record is from RefSeq and is a predicted model, not a curated record. Gene Ontology annotation, biological process: intraciliary transport. The coding region runs from base 319 to 2424 and encodes 701 amino acids.